GACUCUCGGCAUCAAAUGACUAUAGUUCAAGAACUUAUAAAAGAUCUACAGUGUGUUCUGAGCAUCAAAUUGUUACGGCCUGAGAAUUUACAAAGUACCAACAGUGUGUGUAUUGAGAAGUAAUUUUACUUCCAAUCUUCUGGUUAUGCCAUUGGUGCCUGACACAUGUGUCAAAUGCAAGAGACCUGUUAAAUCAUCUGUUAUUUGUAACACUUGUCAACAGCAUUUUCAUCCUGGUUGUGCACGAGAUUAUGUAAAAAACAGGCCGCUCACUGAUUGUUGCAGAAAAAAAUUUAACUAUCUCCUGGGAAAUUUAGAUGCAAAAACGAGACUUGCUUCGAUAAAAUCUACUAGCUCUAACACCUCCUCAGUUUCUAGUUUCAAGUCUGCCAGCUCUUCACCUCUUGAUCAUACAUUUAAAGCUCGUGGAUCUACCUCACUUGUUCGCUUAUCCACAGCUCGUGUAUCAACCUCAUUGAAAUCACCCGUCACACCAAAUACACCGAUAUCUCCUGGUCCAGACUCAGUAUUUCAUUCAUCUAUUCCAUCACCAGAAAUGUUGCAGCUACCUUCAGACUGGUUUGAAAAGUCACUUGAUGAUAAGAUGACAACUAUGAUGGAACAGUUCCUAUCAUCGAACAUGUCAGUGAAUAAGAAACUUGAAGAUCUUAGUACGCAAAUUACUGAUCUCAAAAAUUCACAAGCUGCUACUGUGGCUGACCUUUCGGAAGUUAAGAUUAGUGUAAAAACAAAUGCUGAGUCAAUUUCGGAGUUGAACUCGGAAAUUAAAAAAUUAAAAGAAGAUUAUAAAUCUAAUAUGAAUACAAUGCAUAAUAAUCUAGCAGAUCUGAACAAGAUAGUCAAUCUUGAAAACAGAGAAACUUCGUCUACUUCAUCUCUAUCAGGAAGUACAACUGAGUUGGUAAUUGCAGGUAUUCCCAAUUCGGUGGCUGAUAAUUUAUCGCCUUCUGAAAUUCAGUCUGCUGUUUUAAAUGCCCUAGAGUUGCCGCAUCUGGUCAGUGACGUUUUGAGCGUUCGCGAAUUUCAAAAUAAAAGUAGACCGAGACAAGAUAAGGUUAAUCAUUCUUAUCUUGUUGAUUUGAAGUCUUCUCGAGUGCGUGAUUUCAUUAUAAGUUCGAAACGCAAGUCAAAAAAUCUUUUAGCUAAAAUUGUGUUUCCGGACUAUGUUGAUCAAAACUUCAAAGGUGCUAUAUACGUCAAUGAAUUUUUACUGCCUGAGAUAUAUAAACUGCUUUUACAAACUAAAGAAAAGGCUAAAUUAAAAAAGUUCAAGUAUGUUUGGGUGACAAGCGGACAGAUUUUUGUGAAGAGAGAUAACGGCUCUGAAAUUCUUAAAAUAAAUUGUGUUUCUGAUCUUGCUAAACUUGAUUAACGUUUGAUUUAACUUAUCCAAGAUAAGUAGAAACUUAUCUUGGAACUAUCUCAUUACUCAAACAAUCAGUAAAGUGAAUUCAGCUCUGCAUUGUCUCAAAGUUAGAAAAAACAUCUUCUCAACUCCUAUCAGAAAAUUAUUAGUAUCUGCAACCAUCCUUCCGCUCAUUGAUUAUUGUACUGUUGCAUUGAUAGA
Messenger RNA from Cotesia glomerata, 1588 nucleotides. RefSeq names its product serine-rich adhesin for platelets-like. The transcript is spliced from 2 exons. The coding region runs from base 146 to 1393 and encodes 415 amino acids. Lineage: Eukaryota; Metazoa; Arthropoda; Insecta; Hymenoptera; Braconidae. The record is from RefSeq and is a predicted model, not a curated record.